Messenger RNA from Hibiscus syriacus, 1429 nucleotides. Its product is annotated as ADP,ATP carrier protein 1, mitochondrial. NCBI's taxonomy places the organism in Eukaryota, Viridiplantae, Streptophyta, Magnoliopsida, Malvales, Malvaceae. Gene Ontology annotation, molecular function: ATP:ADP antiporter activity. Bases 91 to 1233 code for a protein of 380 amino acids. Gene Ontology annotation, biological process: mitochondrial ATP transmembrane transport; mitochondrial ADP transmembrane transport. The transcript has 5 exons. The record is from RefSeq and is a predicted model, not a curated record. Gene Ontology annotation, cellular component: mitochondrial inner membrane.
UAUCAAAACAAUCUCUCUCCCGACGCAGAGAGAUUGGCGCUGAGACCUCCAACAGUUUUUCACGCCAACCAAUCACGCUCUUUUCAAAGAAUGGAUCAAGUUCAACACCCGUCCAUCAUGCAGAAGGUAGCUGGUCAGCUCCUUCAUUCUAGCCAUUCUCAAAAUUUUCAAGGUUAUGGUGGGUCUUUCAGCAGGCCUGCUCUGUCCCAAAGGCGUGUUCCAUAUGGUAAUUACUCCAAUGCUGCCCUGCAGUAUGACCUCUCUGUGGUUCCAUCAGCAGCAUCUGCUAUCUGUGUUCAAGCCCCUGCCGAGAAAGGAUUUACCAGCUUUGCUAUUGAUUUCCUCAUGGGUGGAGUGUCUGCUGCCGUAUCUAAAACUGCUGCUGCUCCAAUUGAGCGUGUUAAGCUUUUGAUUCAGAACCAAGACGAAAUGAUCAAAACUGGUAGGCUUGCUGAACCCUACAAGGGUAUUGGUGAUUGUUUCAAGCGAACGAUCCAGGAUGAAGGAUUUGGUUCUUUGUGGAGAGGAAACACUGCCAAUGUUAUUCGUUAUUUCCCCACUCAGGCCUUGAACUUUGCUUUCAAGGAUUACUUCAAGAGGCUUUUCAACUUUAAGAAAGACAAAGAUGGUUACUGGAAAUGGUUUGCUGGAAACUUGGCAUCUGGAGGUGCAGCCGGUGCUUCUUCCCUUCUCUUUGUCUACUCCUUGGAUUAUGCUAGAACCCGUCUUGCCAAUGAUGCAAAGGCUGCAAAGAAGGGAGGAGAGAGGCAAUUCAAUGGUCUUGUUGAUGUCUACAGGAAGACCUUGAAAUCCGAUGGUAUUGCCGGUCUUUACCGUGGUUUCAACAUCUCAUGUGUUGGAAUCAUUGUGUACCGCGGUCUAUACUUCGGAAUGUACGACUCUCUGAAGCCGGUUGUUUUGACCGGAAGUAUGCAGGAUAGUUUCUUUGCUAGCUUUGCCCUCGGUUGGCUCAUCACCAAUGGUGCUGGCCUUGCAUCGUACCCAAUCGACACUGUUCGUAGAAGAAUGAUGAUGACGUCUGGAGAAGCCGUCAAAUACAAGAGCUCGCUUGAUGCAUUUUCUCAGAUCUUGAAGAAUGAGGGUGCCAAGUCUCUGUUUAAAGGUGCAGGCGCUAACAUUCUUCGUGCUAUUGCCGGUGCCGGUGUGCUCGCCGGAUACGACAAGUUGCAGCUCAUCGUUUUCGGAAAGAAGUAUGGAUCUGGAAGUGCUUAAUUUUGGGGUAUACCAACUCUUCUUUUGUUGUGUUUGUUUUAGGUUUUAAAGAUGGCGAUGAAAAGCUCGACUCGAGAAAUUUAUUUCCGGCAAAAUUUCAUUAAUAAUUCAGAUUUUAGGGGAUUAACUCCCUAAACGAUUUUUAUUUUUCAGAUGGGAAAUUUUGAUUACCCAUCUCGGAUUUUGGCUUUACUUU